AUCGGUCUCAAUAACCUUUCGCCGUACACCCCCGGAAAUCCUUAACCGUUUCCACGACUACUAAAACUACAAACUGCUGCCGUGUCCGAACCGCGUAUUCGUGGUGUGUGCCCUGCCCGCGAAUUUGCGUAUGCGUGUUCGGUGUGUCAUCGUCGAUCGUCGUCAUUAAAAAAAAAAAAAACAAAAAACAAAAAUAUAAUGAAAUAUGCGUAGAAGUAGUAAGGUACCUACCCGAUUUUCACGGUGAGAGUUUUGUAGAAAUAAAUAUUACGCAGUUGCAUUAACACCACUACAAUUACUAUUGUGCAUAGUAAACUUUAGGUAGUUGUCGAUUUUUGUUAUUAUUUUUCACACGCGCCCCACUGAACUCCGCUGUUCGGAGCACAAGCGCGACAAUUUCACAGAAUAUUGUAUUAUUUAUAGAUAAUUGUCUACACUCGACAAUCGUCGUUCGUCCGCGGUACGAUUCACCUACGUGGCCCGGGUUUCGUAUGUUAUCGCGUUCGACAGUAUUCAUAGUGUUAUUAAUAUUAUUGUUUAGUAAUAACGCAUAAUAAUUGAGUCGGUUUAUCUCUCAUCGUCCUUAUCUCGUCGUCGUGCCGUUCCCGGCGAGGAGGAGGGUUCAUUUGAAUUUCGUGCGCUGUCGUAUUUCCUUGGCCGGUUCCACAUUGCCGAACGCCGUCCGUCUUCAGUCGCUGUUUCGCGUCCCAGUGCCAUUCCCUCGACGGCUGUUCCGUUCGUCUUGAAUAAUAUAGCCCGUUUUAUUAUUGUCCGAAUUACUUUCGAUUUACGAGUUUGCGACGUGUCUUCUAUGGUCACACCAGACCUGGGCCGAAACACAUAAGUCGAAUUAAUUAGAAUAUUCUACGUCCGGCAAAAAGGUAAAGGUCGAAAUUUGUUUGUUUGUUUUCAAUUUUUUUUUAAUGUAACGCAUAGGUAGUUCGUUAAAUAACUAUCCUCGUUUAAUAUGGUGUGUUUUCGUCUCGAGUAGUCAAGGUACUCUGGUAUCCAGUUCCUUAUGGUUUUACACGACGGACGUGUUUUGGGUUAUUAUUAUUAUCAUUUUUUUUCAUUUAGUUUUACAAAGAUCGAAGAGAAGAUCAUCUCUUCUAUGAUGUAAUUUUUUUCUCUUGUACAUUUAAACAUUUUAAUUCAUUAAAUUUGUACAUAAGUAAAUACAUAAUCGAGUAGAUCUUGCAAGUUAUUGUUGUUAACUGUUAUUAAAUAUCCAACAAUAAUUUGUCCAUUAAUCGUUAAGAUAGGUACCUACUAGAUAAAUGACCGAGCAUAUUUCUUACAUUGUCGGUAAUGCCAUUAAUAAAUACUACUAAGUUUUAAUAGUGAGGAAGGUAGUUAAAAGUUAAAACAAUAAAACUGAAUAAUUGUUUAAAAUAUGGUUAUUAUAAGUCAAUUAAAUGUAUUUUAUUUUACCUUAAGUGUGUUUUUCAAUCAUUAUUUUUAGAUAGGUACCUUGCAUGUUAAAAUUCUGCUCAAUAGUUUGACAAUGUUGUAAAAUUAAAUUGCCAGUAGAUACCAACCAUUAUUAAUUACCUAAUUAUAAUAUAUAGAUAUUAAUAAUAACUAACCAUAUUAAGUGAAAUAUUUUCGAUGAUUCUAGAAAAUUUAGCUUUAGGGUUUUUCUAGUACCUAAUUAUGAAUAAUAGUGUUAUAUUUAUAUUUAUUCAUAAGUUCUUCAUCAACAUGUAGAUAACAAGAAGCUCUAUUUAAUAAUAUAGGUAAUAUGUAGGUAGGUAGGAUAUCUUGAGCCUUGACUGAUAAGAAAUCUAGAGCACACAUCACUUUUAUCUGUUUUUGUUUUGUUAAUUAAUUUGUAUUAUAUUAGGACAUGUAAAUCAAUUUAUUUUAUUUUGUCAAAAAUGGCAUAGGUACUUACUGAAGUACCUACUUAAUUGUAGGUAGUUAAAAUUUAUUUACAUAUAAAAAUCAAUCUCUUCAUAGACACGAUCAGCAAUGGCUAAUGUUUUCAACAUUGUACAUCAUUGUCUUUUGAAGGUAUUUUUAUACAUAAUACCAGUCCCUUUAAAACCGAUAAUCAUUGCUUACCCAUGUACAUCCUACAAAAUUAGGAUGACUUGAAAAAGUUCUAAUUUUUUUAGAAUACUUACCUAUUAAUAGUUUUGAGUUAAACAAAAUCUAUUAAUAAAAUAAUGAUAGCUGUAAGAAAUAAUUGGCCUUGGAUAUUAUUUUACUACUUAGGUAAUUAAAUUUUAUUUUAUUUUGUAAAUUCAAUAUUUGUUUAUUCUAAUAUCAGCUGUCUGUUAAUUUGGAUAUUGCUUGGAUUUAAUUUUACUUAAAAGAUAUUAUAAUUUUGAAUAGGUACAUAUUAAAAUAUUAUUUAGCUAGGUACAUAUUCUAUUAAAUAUGUAUUGAAUUACUUGCUCGUUUUUAUAGUUAGUCAUUAUUGAUUAUUAUGAAGUACAUUGUACCUAUUAACCUCAUAUUUGGUUUAUUAGAUUUUAAAUUUGAGAUAUUUAGUUUUUUAACGUAAUGUUUGAUAUAAACAUGAAAUAGGGGGACAUAUUAGGUAAGGGUAUGUUUUGAAAUAUGAAAAAAAUGUUAACAUUACUUAUCUUACAAGUAAAUAAAUAGUAAAAAACGAAAACAAUGCAUUUUAAACCAAAGGAACAAGGGUUGAAUUUACCCCUUAAAAACCUAUUGAAAAUUGUGUCCAUAAAUUACUUAAAUAAACUAAUUUCAUAUUUAGUUAUUGUUCAUACCUACUUAAUAAUGUAUACAGUACACACAAGCAUAUACUUUUAUUACUUUAUAAAUGUUUAUGUAUAUUUUUUUUUAAUUUGAAACUUUGUAAACACACUAUUAGUUACUACAAUUAAGUAUCCGUUAGGAAACAAUGAUUUAAUAUUAUAAAAACACCACCAGAAAAAAUUAUAUAUUUUUAUUUUACAGAUUUAUACUAUAAUGAUAUACAUUAUUAUUGAGGACCUGUCAUUUCUGUUUAAUCAAUAUGUACUAAUUAUAUAUGCGAUUAUACUUGGUUUAAGUUUUUCUAAAUUUACAUACCUAUAUUAUUAUAAAAAAAAAAAAAUGUGGUUUGGUAUCUAUAAUAUAUCUUGUUUAAUAAAAGUACGUUUUUUGAUUUAUUAUGAAUUAGGUUGAGUUAACUUAGAUGCAUGAUUAAGGUCAUCUUGAACAACCUACUAGGUAAAAUAUUGUGUAAAAUAAAACUGGUUUUGAGACAUAGGAAGGACCUACUUAUUUUAUGUUACAAACCAAUAUCCUGGUUUAUAAUUUUCUAACAUCUGUUGAAUAUAAUUAAUAUUACAAAAUGCACAUUUUCGUUUGAGCAUCGACAUUAUGAAUUUAGAUUAUACUUGAAAUUUGUAUUUUAUCAUUAAACCAUUAGAUAAUUAUUAUUUGAUAUUAUUUUAACAUGAUUGAUGCAUAAAUAAGAAAUAGUACUUAUAACUAUUAAAUUUGUAUAAUAAAUUACAAAACUAACUUCCCAAUGAUUUUUCCAAAAAAAUGAAUUUCAUUUUUUUUUUUUCUUUGAAAAAUAGUUUUUAGUUAGGCCAAUGGUUUUCAGCAAUUCACGUUCUAGGUCAUAUUAUGUUUUAUGUUUAUUUCUGGGUUACCUUUCAACAAGAGAAAAACAACUAAUAGUACUCAAUCUUAGAAUAGUUUUUUUCGAGGGUUUUUUUGCAUUACUUUAUUGUUGCAUGCAUAUUAAAUUAUCCUGUACAUCGUAACUUACCAACUACCCAUUUCCAACAGUGGCCUUCCCGUAUCAACUUCUAAAAAAUGUUUUGUUUGGUUUUAUAGAUACUUAUUUUGAUAAACAACCUUUAAAGAUUUUAUUACGUAAUGGUAAAUUAAUCUGACAUUAUUUACUAAUCAAUUGUAAAUUUGUAUGCCUAUAAACCUAGCUAUAAACAAAAGGCCAUUUAAGAAUAUUUAUAUUCUAGAAAACAUGAAAAUAGUGACCUUAGGCAUUUAUACAUUUUAAGGUUAAGUAGCUAAACAUUUUUGAAGGCAUAAUAUAAUAUUGUACGUCAGGAAAUUAUCAUUUGUUUUAUUUUGAUAAUUGCCGGAUUCUGAUUGUUUUAAAUAUAUCCAAUUAGUUUACAAUGAAUUUGGUUUUUUAAACCUAAUGUAGGUAGGGUAACUAUCUAUACAAUAUCUAGAUAAGAUCUAGAUAUUGUAAAAAUAGUUUUUUUGCUUAGUUUAUUCUAUGAUCAUGGUUGAAGAAUAAAUGUGAACUUAAGUUUAUGACUAUUGUUUUUUGUUCCAUUAUAAAUUAUGUUUCAUUUAAAUUUUUUUUAAUAUAUCUAAUUAUUAGUUAAAAUAGAUAAUUAGGUAUGUUAUAACAUUUAAAACUUAAUGGUAGGAUUAAAUAGUUAUGGUUUCAUAUUUGUAAAAUAAUUUUAAUAAUUUAUCUACUUUUUUUCAGUAAUUAUUUAAUUCAUAAUGAGUGAUGACGGCAAUGUAAUUCCAAGUGUUAUACAAAAUGGUGGAAGUCAACACAAAAUAAAAGAGGUUUGUUAUUUUUACAUAAUACAAUAAUUUUAAUUAGUAAUUACUUAUUAAAUAUAAUAUAAUAUAUUUAUAUUUAUAUGUAAAAUGUAAGUCACGAUAUAUUUGUCUUAGGUAUAUUUACUAAUAUUACUGUAAUUUUUGAUUUAUAGAAUUCAUUUUUACCUAGUACUACAACUGAAAAUAACACCAAAAUGAGGUUAGUAUUGAAAAAAGUGUAAUAAGACUAUUUUCGCCUAAAACUAUUUUUAGUGGGUACUUAACUCAUUCUUAAAAUGAUACCAUAAUGUUUUUAUUUUAUUAUUUUGUUCCAUAUUCAAGUUUUAACAACACAGAACCAGCACAAAACUGUAAGUUUAUAUUUGAUUUUUUUUUAUGUUAAUAUUAAUUUUAAAAAUCUAGUUAAUUAGAUUCCUAAUACGUUAAAGUAUUUUGGUAUUCUAAAACUAGGCUAAAUACAAUUGUAUAUGAUUGCUAAUUUUUAGAUGGACCAGACCAAGUUCUACCUGCUUCACAAAAAUUCACAAGUGAAGCAAACGGCAGAGUUACAUUACGCAUUGAAAAUGGUGCUGACAAUACUCCUAUAUCUGUACCUGGACUUUUAACAAAAACUGCUGAAAAAUUUGGAAAUCUGCCUGCUCUAAGUUAUAAAUCUGACAAUAAAUGGGUGAAAGUUACUUACAAGUAUGGUUAUUAUUGAAUUAUUCUUUUUAUAUAUAUUUCUUAUUAUUCGAUAUUGAGCAAAAGCUAUUAGUUUUACAAUGGUUGUACAUUUUGCUUUAUAACUAUUAUUUUAUCAAAACACAUUAAGUUAUGUUUUAUUACUUUAUCAAUUUUUUUUCCGCACAUUUGUAAAUAGUUAUUCUGGCCUGUGAAGCUAAUUUAGAUAUUUUUUUUUAAGUUUUGUUUAUUUCAACAUUAGAAAUUGUGUUUUAAUAUAUGUUUUAAGUUUAUCAAGAUAAAAUUAAAGCAAUUACUAAAAUUGUAAUUUCGAUUUCUUAGAAUAUUUCUUCAAAUUAAAUUUUUUUUAUUGGUAUUUUUAAUACUUGAAAAUAAAAUAAUUACCUCUAAAAUUUGCCUGAAUAUAUUUUAAUUUUUUUUUUUUAGAGAAUAUGAACAAAAUGUACGAACUGUUGCCAAAGCAUUUAUAAAGUUGGGGCUUGAAAGAUUUCAUGGUGUCUGUAUAAUUGGUUUUAACUCCCCUGAAUGGUUUUAUUCAGAUUUGGGAGCUAUAUAUGCUGGGUAAGUUUCUUGUAUUAAUUUACAGUUUAUUUUUAAUUUAUUUUGCAUAUAAAAAAAAUGGAAAAAUUUCUUAAAAUCAUUAGAUUAUUAUUAUUUAAUUUUUUAAAAAUAUAAAUCUUUUAUUGUUAAUAUAGUGGUUUUGCCGCUGGUAUGUAUACGACAAAUCUAGUUGAUGCUUGUCUCCACUGUUUAGAGACAAGCAAAGCAAAUAUAGCGGUAGUAGAAGAUAGUAAACAAUUGGAAAAAAUACUCUCAGUCAAGAGUCGCUUACCCCACUUGAAAGCCAUUAUUCAAUAUGAAGGCAAACCAACUGUAGAAGGUGUCUUAUCUGUAAGUUUUGUUAUUAUCAUAAGCUUAGCACUGUAAGCAAUAAAUUAAUGGACAUUUGUAAAAAGAAAUAUUUAUAUCUAUAUACACAACAACUUUUUAGGAGAGACAAAUAACUAUUUUGCUCCAAUUAAAUUUGUGCAUUAUGAAUAUUUCAAAAUAAUUUCAUACAAAUAAAAUGUUUUGAAAAAUUGACUUUAGCCUAAAAUGAAUAUUUACAUUAGAAGAUAAAUUAUUUACCAUAAUCCUAUUUUGGUAAAUAUAUAACAUAGGUCUCUUAAAAAAUUCCCAUUUAAAUAGUUAAGUAUGUUGUUAAAUUUGCUUUUGAAAUUGUUUUUAUUUUAUUUGGGUUUACAAUUUUAAUUGUAUAUCAAUUUUUUUGUAUUAUGUUAUUAGUGGGAAGAUGUGAUGAGAAUAGGAUCGGCUGAAUCUGAUGAUAAACUAAAUGCUGUACUGAAAACUAUGGGAGUCAAUGAGUGUUGUACAUUAGUAUUUACGGUAAUAUUUUAUUAUUUUUAUUUGUAUACAGCAGGUUCAAUAAAACAAGACAAAAUAUUUAAAUAAUGUUCUUGAAUUAUUUUUAAUUUUUUAAAAAUUACAUAAGUUAUUUAAUUAUUUAUCAUUAUGUAAUUAUAUAACUAUAACUCUUACAUCACACAUCUAAAUGUGUUAAGAAAUUGGGAAGAAUUAUCACGAUAAUAUGUACAAUCAUAAAUAAAACUAUAAAUAAUUUAAAAAUUGUAUAGGUAACUGAUUUUAAUUUAAAUAAAUAUUUUUACACAGUUUUAAUAUUGGAAAGUUUUCAAGAGAUGUGCAUUUUUCAUUAUAUUUAAAUAAGUUGGUUCUCAUUUUAUUUUAAAUAUUUUUCUUAUAAAUAAAUACAUAUGUUUUAGAUUUCCGUUGUUUAUUUCCAAAAUUUAAUAAUCUUAUUUAAUUAUUUCAAGAUUUAUAAUAAGUAAUAAAUGAAUAUAAAUUUGAAUAUUCUAAAUUAAAAUAUGUUCUUGUAGUUAAAAAAGGACUAAAAUAAUUAAAAUUUUAUUUGUUUUCAUUUAGUUAAUUUUAAAUUGGAAGCUUUAUGUUAAAAUUACUUUAAUAAAUAAAAGUCUGUUUAAAAUGUUUUGCAUCAUUUUACUAUUUUUACGAUUUAUUGUUUUACUUUAUUUAUUUUUUUUUAUUUAUUCAAACAUAUUUAGUCUGGAACUGAAGGCGCAUCAAAAGCUGUUAUGGUUAGCCAUGAUAAUCUCACUUAUAAUGCCUUUAUAAUUACUCAAUUAUUAUCAUUAGUGGAUGGUAAAGAAGUUCUAGUUUCAUAUCUACCUUUAAGUCACGUAGCAGCACAGGUAUGUUUAAUUAUGAUGUAAAUUGUAUAGAAUUAAUUUACAAAUUUAGUUAAUAAACAAAUUUAUUUAUAGAUUACAGAUAUAUAUUGUGCUAUCACUCUAGGGGCACAAGUUUUCUUUGGAGAAAAAGAUGCUUUAAAGGUCUGUUACAUGAAAUAGUACACUUAUUAAUAUUAUAUUGUCUACUUUAAUAAUAAUUGAACAUUUUUAUUUUAGGGUUCAUUAGUAAAUACACUCCAGGCAGCUAGACCUACUGUAUUUUUGGGUGUUCCAAGGGUCUGGGAAAAAAUUAAUGAAAAAUUAGUUAGUAUUGGCCGAAAGUCAGGUUCUUUAAAGAAAUACAUUGCUGAUUGGGCUAAAGAAGUUGGUUUACAUCAUUAUGAAGAAGCUAUGAAAGGGUUAGUAUCGAUCUGAUAAAAGUAAUAUUAUGACAUAAGAACUAUAGAUAUGUAUUAAAGAUAUGGAUAGCCAUCAGUAGUAUUUUUGCAUUUGUGAGGCUUGAACUAAUAAAUGAAACUAAUCAAUGAAUUAAACUUAAACUAAUCAAUGAAUAUAAUAACAUAAUAUAAAUAACAUUUGAGCCCUACAAUAAAUCUCUUACCCUACUCCAGACGUGCUUCUUAUAUCUGUUGCCUACAAUGUAUAAUAACAUUAAUGAGGCCUAUUCCUAUCUUUAAUAUUUAUGAUAAAAAGGUAAUGUUUAUACCUUUCUAAUUUUGUAGAUGUCUAUAAAUGUCAUAGGUUAAUAAAAUAAUGUUGAUAUCUUAAACCAACAUCAUAUAAAACUUAAUUUAUAAUAAUUAAUAAAUAUAAUUUACAUUUAACUAUACUAAAUUAUUCCUUAGAAAUCUAUUAUUUUAAUUUUAAUAAUGUAUUUAUUUAUUAACUGACAAAAAAAAAAUAUUACUAACACAAAUUCUAUAAAAUAUAGUUUAUGAAAUUGGGGAUAGUUCUUGACAAUCAAUUUCUCGGGGGGGGGGCCUUUAUCUGUAAGGAAAAGAGGUUAUGUUUUAAUAGAUUUUGAUAAGCUAUUUUCAACAAUGUUAACCUUAAUAUUAGUUUUAAAUUUUUGUUUUUCUAAUAUUAUGUUUAAUUCAUUUCAUUAAACUUUCUGUUUCUAGUAGAGUAAAUUUAAAUUUUAAAGAUUUGAGAGAAGUUUUAGACUUCAAAUUUUUUUAUAUUCAAUAAGAUAAUAAGAUAAUUUGUAUUUUAUGCUUAUAAUUAUUUACUUUUUCUCGGCCUAUUGUUUUUAUCAUUUAUUUAUUAUUAUUUUUUUUUUUUAUAGAAUUGAUAGAGAAACAUAUUCUUAUAAAUUCUUCAAAUGGUUGAUAUAUGGACGUAUCAAGAGCGCCAUUGGUUUUGAUAGGUGCAAAUAUUUUAUUUCAGCUGCUGCUCCAAUAUCAGUUGACAUCAAAAAAUAUUUCAUGAGUUUGGAUAUACCUUUAAGUGAGGUAAUAUAAUUUAUUGUGUGUACUAGUGGCUUUUAGUGCAGUUCUAAUCUUAUUAGUUCAUUAGGCAUUCGGGAUGUCUGAAUGUGGUGGUGCACAUACGUUAAGUCAUCCGACUGAUGAAAACGUAGCUGGUGUAGGAAAAACAUUAAAAGGAGUUUCAUCAAAAAUUGAUAAACCUGACCAGGAUGGUAAUGGAGAGGUGAAUAUCAAUAAUCUUAUUUUAUGUCAUAAAUUAUUUUAUAUAUGUAUAAUUUGACAUUAUGAAAAGUCAAUAUUCAUGUAAUUUGUUAUGUUUAGUUGUGCAUAUAUGGACGUCAUGUUUUUAUGGGUUAUUUGGGAUUACCAGAUAAAACAAUUAGUACUAUAGAUUCAGAUGGUUGGCUUCAUUCUGGUGAUAUCGCUCAAAUCGAUACAAAAGGAUUUGUUGCCAUUACCGGGAGAAUAAAGGUAAAGAGAAGUAAAAACUAUUGCAGCCGUAUGGAAAUUGUUUAGUGUUUUUUUAAAUUUUUUUUUUUAGGAAUUGCUUAUCACAGCUGGUGGAGAAAAUAUACCUCCUGUAUUAAUUGAAAACAAUGUUAAAUCUGAAUUACCUAUUGUUAGUAAUGCUUUCUUAAUUGGCGACAAGAGAAAAUUUUUGUCUAUUUUGUUGUCACUGAAGGUAGUUACUUUUUUCUAAAUAAUUUUCUUAUAAAAUGUGUACUAUAUCACUUUCUUGUAUGAUAUUCAGUGUGAAGUAAAUGCUGAGACUGCAGAACCAUUAGAUGAUUUAACCCCAGAAGUGAUUACAUGGUUGUCAUCACUUAAUUGUAAUUUUACUAAGGUAUCAGAGGUCGUAGCAAACAAACCAAAAGAAGUUUUUGAAGCCAUUCAAUUAGGUCUUGAUAGAGCAAACAAAAAAGCUAUAUCUAAUGCUCAAAGAGUUCAGAAGUUUGCUCUUUUGCCCACUGAUUUCUCCUUGCCUACCGGUGAACUAGGUAAGUCAAUUAAAACUUUUAUUUGUAUCUUAUUUUAUUUUUUUAUGUUUGAAUAUAAUAUAAUUUGAAAAGAAUUUAGUUAUUUGUGAUAGGAUUUAAAGUUUUUAAGCAUAAAUUAUAAACACAAUACAUGCUUAUAGUAAAGAAUGUAGUUAAUGGUAGUGUGACUUAUGUUCUAAUAAUGAAAUUAUUCAAAUAUUAAUUAUUAUAUAUUGUGUGAUUUUUUUUAUCAUUGUUUGGUCAGGGGAGAGUAGUUGAGUAUCAUUUGUGUGGCGGCAUGGCAUACAGGCGUUUUAAUAAUAUACCACCACUUACCCCCGACCAAAACUUAAAAGUUGAAUAUCUCGUCAAUAGGUUGAUGUAAAAAAAAUUUUAACACCAAAAUUUAUUUUAACUAUUAUUUAAGGAAUUUUCAAUAUAGGUUGCUAUUUGAAAAUCAAAAGUAGGUACUUGUUUCACCCUCAAAAAUAAAGGUGACAAAAAAAAAAAAAAAAAUGAAAGUCAAUAUCUUGAAAUAAUGAGUGUUCAGCGAUAAAAGUAUCACUCAGUUUAUAUGUAUAAAUGUAGAAAAAUCGUUUAAAGCCUGGGGUAUUAUAAAGGUUUAGUUUUUGUGUAAUUAUUAAUUAACAAUUAUAUAUUACUUUUUUAUUUUAUUUAAAGUGUAUGCAUUUUUUAAAGUGAUUUAAUCUUACAGAAAUAUAUUUAACUUUUCUAUAGUUUUAACAAAAUAAAUCCUGAUAAUGUUGGUUUGUGUGAUUUAUUGCACAUUAUGUUACCUUAGAAUAUAUUAAUUUAAUUUCAUAUAUUCUGUGAUAUUAUCUGUGAGGUUUCAACCUUUCUUUAAUAAUAAUUCAUUAGUGAAUACAUUUUUUUCUUCCUUUCAGGAUUAAAAUACUGCAUAUUUUAAAUUUUGGUCAAUACUUAUUAUAUUAUUAUCUAAAUGAGUGUUAUACAUUUUAUAUUUAAAAAAAAUCACAAUUGCGUAAUUUUGUUAAUGAUUGCACAUUUAAAUAUGUAUUAAUUAUAUAAUAUAGUUUUUCUUUUAUUUUCGUGAGUGGGUAAUAAUGCUUUGAUUUUAAUUAGAUGAACAUUAAUAUUUCAUGAACACUUAAAAUACACCAUCCAUGUGUAAUUUUUAUUAUCUAGGUAAACUGAUUUUCUAAUGUCAAUUGUUUAUUUUUAUAGGUCCUACACUUAAAUUGAAACGUCCUAUAAUCAAUGAAAAAUACAAAGAUUUAAUUGAAGAAUUUUACAAGGAUUAAUGAGACCAUUUUACUAUAUUAGUAAAGGACAAUAUUUGUUCAAAUUAAAUGGCGAACGAAAAGUAUCUACAUAAGAAAAUAAAAAAUAAAAAUAGAAAAAACCAAUUGCUCACACAGGGUAUUCUUAAAUAAGCUCUUCUGUUUUAUUAAUUUCAUUUUGUAUUGGUGAUAAAUCUGCAAAUAUGUAAAAUUAUUUUUUUAUUGUAUUUCUUUUUUCUGCUCUUGAAAUUGUUGUUGUACUUAAAUAAGAGUAAGGUGUUUUUAUUAUAUUUAUUGGUACUUCGUGACCUAAAUUUGUACUGGUGAUGUGUACAAAACAUUUGUUUCCUGUAGGUAGCUAUCAACUUUUUAAUUUAAUUAUUUUAAAUAGUCAAGUUAUUAUAUUGUUUUAGUAAAAAAUUUUUAUUGUGAUAUUCUUUUCUCAAAAAAAAAAAAAAAAACAAACUGAUAUUUAUGAUAUAUUUUAUUUUAAUAUUAUUUAAAAUUAAGGCAAUUAAUUUGGUGAUAAAAGUUAUAAACAAUAUAAUAAUUGUUAUUUAUAAUAUGUAUGCACAUAUAUACUUAUUGAUGCAUAUAUCAUGCUAUACAUUUGUAGUAUGAUUUCCAGGACACAUGUGACUAUAUUAUAUUUAUUAAACAUUCUAUACGACUUGUUGAAAUUUUCUUGUGACAGCUACAAUUGAUGUUUAAUCAAUUAAUUAAUAUUUACUAUAUAAUUUUAUCUAAAUCUUCUGCAAUGUCACUUUGACUGAUUUUUGAUUGUUUAAUUGUUUUCAAUUGUGGUUGGUAUUUUUGUAUUUUUGAAUCAAGGAAUAACUGUUUAGUUUAUUACUUUCAAGUCUAUUACUCCCAACUUUUGUUAAUUAUUUAAUUUUAUUAUUGGUGCACAUUGUUUUGUUCAAUGGGCCUCUGCCUGUUCAAUAAAUAUAGCCGAACUAAUUCUGUUAAUAGUUGUUCAAUUUUUUUUUACAUUAUUUAAUAUUCAUAUUAUUGCUCAUAUUUUGCUUAUUACUUUGAACUAAUGUUCGGUAAUUUAGUUGUUGAAAAUAAACACCAUAUUAUUUGCCCUUUAAUGGUUAAUCUAUUAUUAAGUAAUAAUAUGAUAUGAUUUUUAAUAUUCUCAAGUACUUAAUUUCAGUACAAUUUAAAAAAUGUUAAAUGUUAGGCACUACGUGUUAUAAGUUCUAUUUUAUCUUUAUAAAAAACAAAAAAAAAACUUUAAGUUCCUUUGUACCUUUAUUUUUUGAUCUAAUGUUCAAUUAAUGUUUAACUAAACAAUGUUAUAAAGACAAUAAAAAGUUGGGUAAUAAUUAUUAUCAUUUAAAACAUAGCAAUAAUUUAAGGAACUUUAAAUAAAUGUACAUUAUUUUUUUUAUUUUUGAAAUUUAUAUUACACUUGAUAAAUAUAUUUCAACUAAAAUGUUAUAUUUUUACAAACAUAUUUAUUAUGAACCUUUUUUAUGUACAUACAUACUUUUAAAACCAAUUUAAAUUAUAUUCGUUAUGUGCUUAUAAAAAUAUAUUAAUAAUCUUUAAUUGUGAUUAAUUGUGAUUUUAAGUGCAAUAUUGCCAAGUGUUAUUAAAACAAAUUAGUGUGUCAAAUGUUAUUAUAUUUGUUGCUAGUAACUCAUUUAUCAACUUGAUCAUACAAAUUGAUUCAGUAAUUUUAUCUACAGAGAUAAAAUUACCAAAAUCUUAUUUGAUUCAUGGUCAUCUUUACCUUUCAAUAUAUAAAUCCCAUAAUUAUUUGUUUGAGAAUGAUUAGUGUUAUAAAAUAACCAGGGUUGGGUUAUGUCUGUUUCAAAUAAAUUGUUUUAGUUAGUAUCUGUAUAAUAUAACUUUCCUACCUACCUUGUAUAUUGUAUAAUUUGUAAUAAUCUUAAGUGUUUAAAAAAUAAUUGGAAUUCAUUUUUCGAUUAAUUACGAAAAAUGUAUACAAAUAUGUCUACUUAAAUAUCACUACGUAUACCUACACUGUAUAUUAUGAUUCAAUGAUUAGAUUGAAGGUAUAAAAUCAUAGGUACUUAGUAGGUACAAUCAAGGAUGGAUCAAAGGUGGGAUGAUAGGGACGAUCACUUCCCCUCUCGUUUACUCCAAUAUACUUUUGGCUACAUUAUACUCCUAGUAGGAUUCAUUAUUGAGCUCAUCAGUCAUCAUAAAUGCGUGCCUUAUGUGCAUUGUCAAAACCCGUAACAUUGUCUUGGAUCCGCCUAACUGCCUAUGGGUACAGUCUGUGUUAACCGUCAGUUAAAUUGGCAAAGUGGCAUCAACGCUUAUCAGUGAUUAGUAAUUGUAGUCCAAACUAGUUGUGAUUUGUGGUUUGUUUGUUAUGAUUUUAUAAUAAUAUACGAUUUUGGCUACAUGAAAUUACGAAAAACUCCUGUUUUCGAUUAUUUACGCCGCCACCGUCAUGCAAAUUUAUCUAACGCAGACUAUAAAACCAACAUUUCCCCCCCCCAAUUUUAAAAUUUGAUUUUUCUUGGUCCAAUCAUUAGUAUUGGUUAGUAGAACAAAAUUUUACUAUUACCUAUACCUACCAAUAAGGCUGAAUAACAUGCAUUAUAAUAACCAAAAAAUUGAAAAAAAACUAAAAAUCAAAAUUGCAUGGCCUUUCAAUAACUUAAAGUUUUUUAAAUCAAAUCUACUAUUAAUACACGCUCAUCAUUAAAUUUAAAACCAUAAGAAUUACCCGAAUAAUUAAUAAUUAGAAAACAAAAUGUAUAGACCGUUUUAUUAAAAUAGUCCAAAUAUUUCGUUCUUACAAUUUAUCACUGUAUAUUACAUGAUGUACCCGUAGUAUACAGUUUUGUUAACGUAACAAUUGGAGAUGAUCUAUUUAACACAGAGUUUACAGAGACAAGUUAUUUUGCAUAUUUUAAUUUUUUAAUUUUAAAAAUAAACAAUUAUCUACUAACGGUGAGUUUUGCUCUACUAGACAAUACUAACGGGAUACUAAAGAUUGGACCGAGAAUAAUAUCAUAUUUUAUAAUUGGGGGGGGGGGACCGGGAAAAUGUACGCGAUUGUAAAAUAUCUGUAUACAUUUUUACAAGGUAUCCAAUAAUAAUUAUACAUUUAUAAUCAAUAAUAAAAGCUGUAGUUAUUUGAAAUAAGUGUAAAUUAUAAUAUGAAAAAAUGUACUUGCCUAAAUCGUACGUAAUACUAUGUAUAUGCCAAGUGACAACGGGAAGCCAAAAACAGAAUGUAGUGAUGAAAACAAAAUUUCACUGUAACAUCCGAGUUUGAUAACUGAGUAGAAUAAACGUAAAGGUACUUUUAUUUAGGUAGGUACCUAAAUUAGUUGUUGACAGCAUCUGCGAGUCAAGCUCAACAAAAUUAUUCGAGUUUCAAGAUAAACACUACGGUCGAACUUGGUUAUCCCGAACUUCUUUAACUCGAAAUCGUCGAUACCUCAAACUUUUUCUCCGGCCCCUAGAAUUGCCUAUUUAAACAAUGUGAACAAAUCCUGUUUGACUCGGAUAUUUGAGUUUUAUUAAUAUUAUAAUAUUGUGAAAUUUCCCUCGUGUACCAAUGUAUUUAUUUUAAUAUCGAAAAUAAGGUCGUUAGCGUUAUAGUUACCGAUUAGUUAAACCACUUAUCGAACUGGUUGACAACACGACAAUGUAUGACUUUCGGGUUCAGUGAUCCGUGGUUCGUUUCAACGUGACCCCACGUAAUUUUUCGUUCGUAAUGUCAUCAAAACGCGUGCUAAAAACGCUAACAUACGAGGGAAAAGCGGCAGCGAUACGGGAAGUUGAAAAUGGAUUGAAAACAAAAUCUUUGGUAGCUAAAGAAUUUUGGUAUUCCACUUAACACUUUCUCAACCUGUCUUAAAAAUAAUUAUGCUCAUGAACAAAGUGGACUGAGAAUACAACUAUCCGCUACCUAAUUUGUUAUUGUGAUUUAAACUAUAUUCAAAUACACAAUACAGAAUUAUUGUAUUUUUUUGUUAACUUUGAAUAGGUUUUCGUGUUUACGUACAAUAGCCAGUGGCGGAUAUAUCCUACUCCUGAGGGGGCGGGGUGAUUUUCAAAUCCACAAACGUUACGGGGUUUAUUCCCACCAGUGAUUAUUUCACUUUCAUCCCGUGGGAGGAGGGUAUCGUAAAUUUCCGAAAUUUCCUGUGCACCUAUAUAAAUUCUUAAGUAUUAAGUCGUAGAUAAUAAUAUAUAGAGAUGACGAUUAUCCCAAGGGGGAGGGCGGCCCCCCCCUUCCGAUAUCCGCUACUGAAAAUAGCCAAUAGCGCGGGUGCCCGAGACGAGAUGCGUGUUCUGUAUUUUAUUUCGAUCACUCAGUAUACGUAUAUAUGUAUAUUUAUAUAUAUAAGGGCGCCCAUAGGGUGAUUUUCAGUUGGGACACAAAACGAAACCAAAACCUAUGUGUAGCAUAUGGAUAAUAGGUUGUGUUAUUUAUUGAAAAAGAAUGAGUAAUUAUGUAAAAAU
Molecule: messenger RNA, 15548 nt
Organism: Cinara cedri
Lineage: Eukaryota; Metazoa; Arthropoda; Insecta; Hemiptera; Aphididae
Source: the annotation of a GenBank genome assembly